GCGAAAAGAUAAGCUUAGCAGGAAAGGAAAUAAGCAGUGCAGUGAGUCUAAUCAUUACCACGUCACACUGUAAUGACAUGUAGCGCAGUGACAGUGAUUAGGACAGACGCAUCACCAGUUGCCCUCCUCCUUUAUCAUCAUCCAGCUUCACAGUUGCUGGGGAGCCCCAGUUGCAGGAAGGAUCUGGAGAACCCGUCCCAGCAGUUGGGAACUCAUACGGCGAUGUGUCCACCCCGGAGGUGAGGUCUCCAGAGCCGCUGCAAGCAGGCCCAGCUUUGUGCCCUCGAAUAAACUGGGGUAGGUAGCGGUCAGGUGGAACAUCCGGUUCCCUUGUCUCCUCUCGGUUUUCUCCCUGAAACCUGGCCAGGGCUCAAGGAGGAGCACAGAGAGCUGUGCCAUCUGUUUUGGUGUACCGCAGGCCUCUUUGGCAAGACUGAGCGCCCAGAGCCCCGGCAACAUGCUUAGUCGGGCAACAGACAGCGCAGCACAGCUCCCUUGUGAGCAAGGCUCCCCACCCUGACUGUGAUGUCACACGGUGCAGCGCUCAGAACCCACGGAGCACUCGCAGAGGGUGCUGUGCCGAGUGCUGAGCAGGAAGGUGCACGGCGCGAGAUUGCUGGCUUCCGCCGCUUCCUCUUUCCCGUGGCGAGGCCGGCGCUGUACCAACGACAAGUGCUGGCCGCAGGGCCGGGCUCGGUGCCAUGGCACGGCGCACGAAGCCCGAGGUGGAGCGGUACGUUGCCUUUGUGCAGUCCGCCGCCUCUUCUCCUAGAGAGAAAUCGUUGAAAGGAUUCAUCUGUGCUAAGCUGUAUUUUGAAAUAAAAGAAUAUGAGCUUGCUAAAAGAUACGUAUCUACUUAUCUCAGUGUCCAGGAGAGAGAUCCCAGGGCACACAGGUUUCUUGGACAAAUUUAUGAAGUUCAGGACAAUACAGAAGAAGCUGUUGGGUGUUACAAGCGAUCUCUGGGGCUGAACCCAAUACAGAAAGAUCUGGUGCUGAAGAUUGCGGAGCUGUUAUGCAAUAAAGACACCAGUGAUGGAAGAGCAAAAUACUGGGUUGAGAAAGCUGCCAGGCUGCUCCCCAGGAAUCCCGCUGCUCUCAGACUGAAGGAGAAUUUACAAGAAUAUAAAGCUGAAGGUGGCUGGAAUGAGCUCUUUUCUGUGACUCAAGCUGAACUCCGUGCGAGACCUGAUGACGUCUCCCUUAACAUCAAACUUGUUGCACUGUACCACUCACACAAUAAAUUACGAGAUGCUGUGCUCCAUGUUCAGGAGGCAGAGAAGAAAAUACCUCUGGAGACAAGCUUGGAAUGGUGUUCCUGUGUCGUAAAGACACUUGAGGAAUACCUUGAAUCAGCCCAGGACUUGGAAUCUAAUACAAAGAAUUGGAGAGCUAUCAAGAGCAGUCAUCUACUGGCUCAUUCUAGCUUUACUAAAAUGAAAUUUGCUUCGGGAGAUGUCCGUCAGUGCAGAGAGGCACUUGAAAGUUUUGAUCGUCUCCUUCACUCUGUGAGAGAGUCUGUGAGAGAAGCUGGGGAGCUGUCUCACACCUUCCUGGAAAUGAAAGGACAGCUGUACAUGCAUGCUGGGACGUUUCUGCUCACACUGGCCCAGAACAACGAGGCGCAGUGGAGCGAUGCAUGUCAACUGGCAGCACUGUGUUAUCUGAAGAGUUUCAACGUUCCUACACCAAAGUUAAAACUAACAGAAGGGGAUCCUGCUGGACUAGACAAGCUGGAAAUGUUGGCUUGCGAUCGAAAAAGCCAGUCUGGUCAUAUGCUGCUGAGCUUAAGCCGUGGCAAGGAGGAUUUCUUGAGAAAGACUGUGGAAUCUUUUGCCAACACAAGGGGUUUACUGACAUUGUUUGAAAGCCUCUUUGGGAAGGGAGCUUCUCGAGAGAGUUCUUUCCUUGGCACAGAGGAGAUGGGCAAUGUCAGUACACGAGCACCAAUGCAGGCAGAACUUACUAAAUACGAUAUUGGUAAGCCGCCAGAAUCAGUGACAAAACUGAAGUUCUUGUCCAGCAUGGAUUAA
This is a messenger RNA of Meleagris gallopavo (turkey), 2033 nucleotides long. NCBI's taxonomy places the organism in Eukaryota, Metazoa, Chordata, Aves, Galliformes, Phasianidae. The record is from RefSeq and is a predicted model, not a curated record.